AUUCAAUAUGGCGGCUCGCGUGUUUUCGACGAUAGCUGCUGUACUUGUACUUCAGUGUUGUAUGAUGUCUUUAGCAAUGCCAGCAGACACAGAAAAUACAUCGUCCCCUACACCAACAGGGAGUCCUUCUACAGCGCCAACCGUUUCACCAACAGCGAGUUCAUCAAUUACACCGUCCCCUACACCAACAGGGACUCCUUCUACCGCGCCAACCGUUUCACCAACAGCGAUUUCAUCAAUUACACCGUCCCCUACACUAACAGGGACUCCUUCUACCGCGCCAACCGUUUCACCAACAGCGAUUUCAUCAAUUACACGGUCCCCUACACCACCAGAGACUCCUUCUACCGCGCCAACCGUUUCACCAACAGCGAUUUCAUCAAUAACACGGUCCCCUACACCACCAGAGACUCCUUCUACCGCGCCAACCGUUUCACCAACAGCGAUUUCAUCAAUUACACGGUCCCCUACACCACCAGAGACUCCUUCUACCGCGCCAACCGUUUCACCAACAGCGAUUUCAUCAAUUACACCGUCCCCUACACUAACAGGGACUCCUUCUACCGCGCCAACCGUUUCACCAACAGCGAUUUCAUCAAUUACACGGUCCCCUACACCACCAGAGACUCCUUCUACCGCGCCAACCGUUUCACCA
Messenger RNA from Pieris napi, 655 nucleotides. RefSeq lists its product as uncharacterized. The annotation marks the transcript as partial. The record is from RefSeq and is a predicted model, not a curated record. NCBI's taxonomy places the organism in Eukaryota, Metazoa, Arthropoda, Insecta, Lepidoptera, Pieridae. The transcript has 3 exons.